CGUCAAACCGCCUCCGCCCUGUAUCCCUCCACACCCUUUCGGCUCUUCCAGAACCUCCUCCGCCUCCAUACUCGGGAUUUAAAGGAUUUAAAGAGAGAACAUUUGCCUUGCGGUCUUAUUUAAACGCCUGCGUGGACCACACGCCGGAGCGAGAAGGUCCGGUCGCGGCCGAGCCCAGAGGUCCCGCUCCGAGAUGCUCCGACCGAGUCGGGGCCGUCCGCCCGUGACAUGGUGAGAGAGGGGUAAACCGCCAUGGCCUCCAUGGUCGCCAACGGAAACCGAGAGGGGGCGUCGUCGGCGCUCCUCCAGGGGGCGGAUCCGGAGACCUGCAUGAUUGUGUUCAAGAACCACUGGGCUCAGGUGGUGAAGAUCCUGGAGAAACACGACCCGUUACGCGGCGGUCCCCGGCCGGGGCCCGUCCCGGGCGACGAGGCCAGCGCGGUGCAGAACUACGUGGAGCACAUGCUCUUGCUGCUGAUGGAGGAAGAACGCGGCAAGGCGGGCGCAAUGGGCCCCAUCCUGGAGUUCGUGGUGCUGGAGAACGUGAUGGAGCGCCUGUUCGUGUGGAGCCUGCGCCGCGAGUUCACCGACGCCAUGAAGCUGGAGCAGCUGAAGAUGUACGAGAUGCUGCUGUGCCAGUCGCGCCAGCCGCUGCUGCACCACAAGCCGGUGCUGCGGCCGCUCGUCAUGCUCCUGUCGGCCUGCUCCGGCUCGGCGUCGGCGCCCGGCGUGGAGGCGCAGCUGGUGCUGCUCCUGCACCAGCUGUGCUGCGUCCUGGCCAAGGACCCGUCCGUGCUGGAGCUCUUCUUCCACACCAGCGAGGACCAAGGAGCCGCCAACUUCCUCAUCUUCUCGUUGCUCAUCCCCUUCAUCCACCGCGAGGGCGCCGUGGGGCAGCAGGCCAGGGACGCGCUGCUGCUCAUCAUGUCCCUAUCGGCCGAAAACCCGCGGGUGGCGCGACACGUGGCCGAGAACACCUUCUUCUGUCCGGUUCUGGCCACCGGCCUGAGCGGUCUAUAUUCCUCCCUGCCCACCAAGUUGGACCCCCCCAACGAAGAGUGGCACUGCCUGCACCGAGACGACUGGCUCCGGGUGCCUUCUUUGGUGCAGUUCCUCAACUCUCUGGAAUUCUGCAACGCUGUCAUUCAGGUGGCCCACCCCGAUAUCCGAGACCAGCUGUUGGGGUACAUCUACAACGGCUUCCUCGUGCCUGUACUCGCGCCCGCUCUCCAUAAGCUUACACUGGAGGAGGUGAUGACCACCACGGCGUACCUGGACCUGUUCCUGAGAAGCAUCAGCGAGCCGGCCCUAUUGCAGACCUUCCUGUCCUUCAUCUUGCUUCACCGCCAUGAGAACGUCCAUAUUUUAGACACAUUGGUCAGCAGGAUCAACACGCCUUUCCAGCUGGGCGUGGUGUCACUGGCACUUUUCCGAACUCUCAUCGGUUUGCACUGCGAAGACGUCAUGCUGCAGCUCAUCCUCAGGUACCUGAUUCCUUGCAAUCACAUGAUGCUGAGUCAGCGCCGGGUGGUCAGGGAGCGCGACUUCUAUUCGGCUUCCGCGGCCAAAAUCCUGGCCUUGACGCCGUCGUGCUGCUCGCCCGACCGUAGCCCGCCGCCGCUGCGACAGCUCGAGUCUAUACUUUUCUCCAAAGCCGAGAAAGCCGACGCGUCCGUCAAAGGAGACCCGGCGGCGAACUCCUCGUGCACCAUCGGGUCCGAGAUCUACUUGGACGUCAGCUACCUCCAUUACCUGGACGACGCCCACGCGCGAAUCGGCGUCUCCAUGCGGGCGUGCCGGGUGUGGUCGGCCGCGUACGACGGCGAGGACCCUCCGCCGGAGAAAUACCAAGCGGGCGUACUAGAAGAGCCUACGCCCUUGAAGAGAGUCCAGCGGGGGACGACGGCGCGGCAUCCCAGUGCGGCGCCCAACCAGCUGGAACUAGAGUGGGACGACAGUUACGACGCGUGCCCGCCACGUACCGCCGAGCCUGAAAUCCUGCCGCCGCCGUCCUCCGAGCCCCCCAGACACAUCGAGGAGAUGAGAAAAUCGGCCAUUUUGUUGGUGAAAGGCUCCUACGUCGAGGAGAACGAAUUCCAGGACGAUGUCAUGGUCUACGAUUUGGUGGCCAAGAAAGACAGCGUAACCGGCGAAAACCCCGACCCGCCGAAGAACGGACCCGCGAAAAGCGCCCCGGAGCCCGACGAGAACUUGCUGGCGCAGUACGAGGAGCUGAUCCAAACGAUGGACGGCGAAGCGGAAAAAUGUAACGCGGAAGCCAAGGACGACAACGUGGCGGAAGACGACAUCAUGGACUUUUCCGUGGAGACGCCAGAGCCGGAAAAGCUUCCGUCGCCGUUCGGAGCGACUUUCCGGAGCGCCGCUAGGAGUCAGUCGGCGCCUUUCACAGGCCCGUUUGUCAGCGUCCUGUUGUCCCGCCUGGAGAACAUGCUGUCCAACCCGCUGCAUGUGAACUUGCUCCUAACGGGCAUCCUGGCGCAACUGGCUGCUUACCCGCAGCCGCUGCUGCGCUCGUUCCUUCUCAACACCAACUUGGUGUUCCAGCCCACCGUUCGCUCGCUCUACCAGGUUCUGGCUACAGUGAAAAACCAAAUCGAGCAGCUAGCCACUAGCAGCAAAGACUUUCCUGAGCUGAUUGUCGCCGCGCAACACUGGUUGCUAACCAGAGACACGCUAUACGGCGAAGCAGACAAAAGCAAUCGAAUACGAAGCGGCGGAAUCCUGCAGAGCUCCCCGCCGCCCCGUCCUAAAUCCAUCUCGGCCGAGCGCACCGACGUCUUCGGCACCGUCCUCUUCGGCGAAUUCCUCAAAGAACUCGCCGCCUUGGCUCAAGAGCACUCCAUUUUAUCGUACAUUCCCAUGGAAGAGUGAAGCGACUCCUGAAAAGUUUUAUUUUUAUAGGCCACCAACCAAAGGUACGUUAGCGAUACAUUGGUAUUUAUUUUUGUAGCAUUUAGCGGCCCUUUAAUAAUUCAAUUGUCUCAGGGUGGGCGGCCAUUUUCAACUCUGGUGUUAGCGACGUUAGCAUCAGCCAGCACAAUACAGCUUUCCCGGCCUCUUUGUCUGAAUAUAUGUAGUACUUACUUUUUACUGGAAUGAAUCUAUUUAUCAAAACAAAUCUAAAUGAACUAACUUGUUGCCAUUGACGGCGCUAGAUGUCGAAUCCAUUCAGACUUUGUCAAUGGCAACAAAUUAGUUAAAAAAAGGUGAUUAGGGUUAUUAAUUGUUCCUUUCUAUAUUUUAGCAGGGAGGAAAGGUUUUAUUUAUGGUGAUUAUGCAGUUUUUAGGCAAUUUACGUCAAUAUCGUGACCUCUGUACUUCAUGUUUUGGAUGUUUUUGUUGCAAUUUCAGCAAGGAUUUUUUCCAGAUAAUUUUGAAUAUUCAUAUAUGUUAUUAUAAUUGUAUACAGGUAGUCCCGGGGUUACGACGUACUCGACUUACGCGAUUUCGACUUCACGAUGCUGGAGUCUCGUCCGCCAUUUUUGGUCGCACAAACAAUACCUGAUGUUCCUCACAGUACUUCAUUUUUAACUUUACUUUAUUAACACGACUUGUUCUGUCCUCAGUGAACGUGAAGUUGUUCAGCUUUACAGUGAGACAAUAUGCUUUUUUGAAAUGUUUGACUUCCUUCACGUUUGACAAUUUGUAAAGCUGUAAUACACAUAAGUACACUUAUGUUCAAAACAACACGCAUUUUAACAAACACUCAACACAAAACGAUUGGUGUACAAACGUAUAAGGUGAGAUUUGUCUAAAAAUUGUUCACACAAAUACAUGUACAUCCACGAUUCACACGCUUUGUAGAUCCACAAAUAUAAGAUUUUCACAUCUAUUUUCGUAGCAGGGCUGAGAACCAAAA
Messenger RNA from Corythoichthys intestinalis (scribbled pipefish), 3880 nucleotides. RefSeq names its product FHF complex subunit HOOK interacting protein 1Aa (gene fhip1aa). The coding region runs from base 253 to 2892 and encodes 879 amino acids. The record is from RefSeq and is a predicted model, not a curated record. NCBI's taxonomy places the organism in Eukaryota, Metazoa, Chordata, Actinopteri, Syngnathiformes, Syngnathidae. The transcript has 13 exons.